ACAUGCUUACCGUCAAGGAGUUCUUAACGUUUUGUUAGGAUUGUCUUUCUUUUAAUGGGAAUCUGAUCGAACCUCCUGGAAAACGAUCUUCUCUAAAAUCGAGGAGCAAGCCUGCGACAGUCGCCCAAAUUAUUCGAAGGAAUGUCAACGUACGAGAGGAACUUGCCCAUGUUUUAAGAUCAUCUGCGGAAAUUCCUGCCCAUGGCUGCACCACCAAUGUCAGAAAGGCUGGAGGUUCAUAGAGGGCAUCUGAACGUCUUGGCGAAGGCCCUCUACGACAAUGUGGCCGAGACGCCGGACGAGCUCUCCUUCCGGAAGGGGGACAUCAUGACGGUGCUGGAGCGCAACACGCAGGGUCUGGACGGUUGGUGGCUGUGUUCCCUCCACGGGCGGCAGGGCAUCGUCCCCGGGAACCGGCUCAAGAUCCUGGUGGGCAUGUACGACAAGAAGCAGCUGCCGGGCCCCGUCCAGGGCCAGCUGCCCCCGCAGCCCCAGCAAGUGGCGGGGCAGAACCCCCUGGCGUACCCACACCAAGCGGGCUACACCCCCCUGUCUCCCGCCUCCCAGUACACCCCUAUGCACCCCUCCUACCAACCCCAAGAGGACAAUGUCUACCUGGUGCCGCCCCUCAACAAAGCCCCCGGCCCCCUCCAUCCGGGGCCGGGCCAGUUCCAGACUCCUCCGGGCAAGCAGGCACCCCUCUACCCAAAGCCGAGCCCCUCGCAAGGCCAGGAGGUGUACCAAGUGCCCACCGGCCCCGCCAGUCCUCCUCAAGACAUUUACCAGGUGCCGCCAGCUCCCGCCGGCUUAGGACAGGACAUCUACCAAGUCCCUCCGUCUCUGGACGGGCGAGGCUGGGAGACGCCGAAGACUCAAGGAAAGGUGGUGGUCCCCACGCGUGUGGGCCAGGUGUACGUCUACGACUCUCCCAAAGGGGAGCAGGAUGAGUACGACGUCCCCCGUCAUCUCCAAGACAUCUACGACGUGCCUCCGACACGGGGCCUCCUGGGGAACCAGUCCAGUCAGGAGGUCUACGACACCCCCACCCUGGCGGCCAAGGGCCCCACCGGCAGAGAUCUGGCUCAUGCCCAGGAGAUUUACGACGUCCCCCCCAGUGUGGAAAAAGGCCUGCAAGUGGUGUAUGACAUCCCUCCCUCGGUGACCAAGGACGUCCCAGACGGUCCGAUGCGAGAGGAGACCUACGACGUGCCUCCCGCCUCCUGCAAGGCCAAGCCUUUCGACCCCUCGCGGCAUCCCCUCAUCCUUGCUCCGCCUGCGGCGCCAACGCCUGAGCCUUACUUGCCAGAAGACGUCUACGACGUGCCUCCGGCCGCCACCAAAGGCCUGCCCGAGGCCCGGGAGAUCUACGACGUGCCUCCUGGCCUGAGGAAGCUGGCUGGCCAGGACGUCUACGACGUGCCGCGAGAGCUCCCGGCGGGCGGCAAAGAGGGCGACGGCGACUACAUCUACGACGUGCCCCCUCAGGCCGACCGGGAGGGCAGGGCUGGCGACGGCAAGCGCCUCUCGGCGUCCAGCACGGGCAGCACCCGCAGCAACCUCUCCAGCUCCUCUCUGGACACGGUGCCCGUCCGGGACGCCCCCGACAAGGAGCCGCGCCUGGACCAAGAGGCGGCCAUGGAGACGCUGGCCCGGCUCCAGAGCCACGUCAACUCGGCCGUCUCCCACCUCAUGUCCUUCAUCAGCGGCAGCUGGCGCAGCCCUGAGCAGAUGGAGGUGCAGGCGGCCCAGAUCCGGGGGGCCACCGAGAGCGUCCAAGGGGCGCUGAAGGAGCUGCUGGAGUUUGCCCGCGGGGCGGUGACCAGCGCCGCCCACGCCUCCGACCGCUCCCUCUACGCCAAGCUGAGCAAGCAGGUGCAGAAGAUGGAGGAGGUCUACCAGGCGCUGCUGCGGCACAGCCAGGCUCUGGACGCCUGCGGCUGGGCCCCGGGGGCGCUUGCCCCCAGCCAGCCGGGCGCCCCCGACGACCUGGAGCACUUGGUCAUGUACUCGCGGGGGGUGCCGGACGACACCAAGCAGCUGGCCUCCUUCCUGCACGGCAACGCCUCGCUGCUCUUCAGACGGACAAAGGCUCCCCCGGCCUCCCUGGGGGAGGGCGCCCCGACCCACAGCACGCCGGCAGACAAGGCCAGCAGCAUCCAGUCCCGGCCGCUGCCCUCGCCGCCCAAGUUCCUGGCUCAGGACUCGCCCGAAGGGCAAUAUGAGAACAGCGAGAGCGGCUGGAUGGAAGAUUACGAUUACGUGCAUCUGCAGGGAAAGGAAGAAUUUGAGAAGACCCAGAAGGAGCUCCUAGAAAGGGGCAGCAUCAUUGGCAAAGUGCAGCUGGAGCAACAGCAGCUGAAGCAGUUUGAGCGGCUGGAGCAGGAGGUCACGCGGCCGAUCGACAACGACCUGUCCAGCUGGACGCCCCCGCAGCACUACGCCCACGUCCGGGGGGGCGGCGCCUCGCUCUGCGCCUCGGACCGGCAGCUCCUGCUCUUCUACCUGGAGCAGUGCGAAGCCAACCUCACCACGCUCACCAACGCCGUGGACGCCUUCUUCACCGCCGUCAGCACGAACCAGCCGCCCAAGAUCUUCGUGGCCCACAGCAAGUUCGUCAUCUUGAGCGCCCACAAGCUGGUCUUCAUCGGGGACACUCUCUCUCGCCAGGCCAAGGCGCAGGAGGUGCGCCACAAGGUCACGCACUACAGCAACCUCCUUUGCGACAUGCUGAAGGAGAUCGUGGCGACCACCAAGACGGCGGCCCUCCAGUAUCCGUCUCCCGCGGCAGCCCAAGACAUGGUGGACCGGGUCCACGAGCUCACAAACAGCACGCAGCAGUUUUGGAUGGUGCUGGGCCAGCUGGCAGCCAUGUGAACGCCAGCCUCGGUCCACCGGGGAUGAAAUAAGCCUGUAAAUGGAAUGUAAAUACUUCCCUGGACU
Molecule: messenger RNA, 2940 nt
Organism: Pogona vitticeps (central bearded dragon)
Lineage: Eukaryota; Metazoa; Chordata; Lepidosauria; Squamata; Agamidae
Gene: BCAR1
Product: BCAR1 scaffold protein, Cas family member
Biological process (GO): cell surface receptor protein tyrosine kinase signaling pathway; cell migration
Cellular component (GO): plasma membrane; focal adhesion; cytoplasm
Molecular function (GO): protein binding
Source: RefSeq, a predicted model, not a curated record